AUGCCAUACCUGAAUCACUCCAGCCCCUCGUCCUUCAUCCUGACAGGCAUCCCAGGUCUGGAGGUGGCUCACUUCUGGAUUGCCUUCCCAUUCUGCACUAUGUACUUCAUGGCAGUGCUGGGGAACAUCACAGUUCUCCUGAUGGUUAUGAUGGAACAGAAUCUGCACCUGCCCAUGUUUUACUUCCUCUCCAUGCUGGCUGCCAUUGACCUCGUGCUCACCACUUCCACCAUGCCCAAGCUCCUCAGCAUUUUCUGGUUUCACUCCCAUGAGAUUGUCUUUGAGAGCUGUGUGGUCCAGAUGUUCUUCAUCCAUGGCUUCUCCGCAGUGGAGUCAGGAGUUCUGCUCGCCAUGGCUUUUGACCGCUACUUGGCCAUCUGCAGGCCCUUGCACUAUUCUGCCAUCCUGAGCAGCUCCACCAUUGCCAAGCUGUUCUUGGCUGCUGUGGUGCGUGGUUUUGGCCUCAUGACUCCUCUGACAUGUAUGGUGAGCAGCCUGUCCUACUGUGGUCCCCGUGUCAUUGCCCACUCCUACUGCGAGCACAUGUCCGUGGUGAAGCUAGCCUGUGGGGACACCCGACCCAACAACAUCUAUGGGAUCACAGCUGCUACUGUCGUGGUGGGCUCAGACUCUAUCCUCAUCGCCAUCUCCUACAUGCUGAUCCUGAGGGCGGUCAUGGGCCUUUCCUCCAAAGAGGCUCGCCUGAAAUCCUUCGGUACCUGCAGCUCCCACAUCUGUGUCAUCCUGCUCUUCUACACACCAGCUCUCUUCUCCUUCUAUGCACAGCGCUGGGGCCAGAGCAUCCCUGUGCACCUUCACAUCCUCAUGGCAGACCUCUACCUGCUGGUGCCUCCCAUGCUCAACCCUCUCAUCUAUGGGAUGAGGGCUGAGCCAAUCCGGGAGCGGGUGCUGAACCUGAUUGGGCAAAAAGGGUCUUGA
This is a messenger RNA of Tinamus guttatus (white-throated tinamou), 939 nucleotides long. Its product is annotated as olfactory receptor 52K2. Gene Ontology annotation, molecular function: olfactory receptor activity; G protein-coupled receptor activity. Gene Ontology annotation, biological process: G protein-coupled receptor signaling pathway. The record is from RefSeq and is a predicted model, not a curated record. Gene Ontology annotation, cellular component: plasma membrane. Lineage: Eukaryota; Metazoa; Chordata; Aves; Tinamiformes; Tinamidae.